CACGUGGCUGCAAAUACUAACAAGGUUUCUCACAAGACAAGUCAUUUUCGCACCUUUGAACUGAGUCAGUAUUACCUCUACGAACUUUCAGGCAGCACUGUUAUUGAGCGACCCAGACAGAUCUGUCCUUAUAUGAUUGUAGCUUUUCAGUACAGGGAACCUAAAAAGAUGGCAGCACCAGCUCAUAAUCAUAAAAGCAUACUUGAACUCAAAGAAAAUGUUCUCAUCUCUCCAUGGAAAGGGAAAUUAAUUAUUCAAGGCUGUCUGCUGUGUGAUAUAACUCUUUGGUCCUCUUACGGUACAGUGGUUCCAAAACAACUACCACAUGAACUAGAUUUUAAGUAUGUAAUGAAAGUGUCGUCUUUGAAAAAAAGACUACCAGAAGCUGCUUUUAGAAAACAGAAUUACAUGGAGCACAAAGUCUGUUGCCAAGAUAUGUGCUUCAAUAUGUAUGAGGUGGAACUGUCCAACAAGCAAGGGGAAAAAGUAGAUAAACUAACAGAGUACAUUAAAAGGGAGCAAUUGGCAAUCAUCAAAUGCUUAGAAGAUCGAGAAUUUUUCAUUUUACUUACGUCGUCAGCCUUAAUGUCAGAAGCAAGUUUUGGAGAGGAGCAGAUGGGUCUUCACGGGUUGCAUUUAUUCCAUUCAUCCCUGUCAGCAGGACUGAAAGACUUGAAAGUUGAAGAUAUCUCAUUGAAGGUGGUACCUGUUUUACCUGCCCUUAAUUGUGCCCUGCUGGAAGCAAAGAAAUCAUUCUCUGAAAAAGGAAUCUGUCUAAACACAUUAGUAAAGCAUAAUUUCCAAGAACUGUACAAGGUGGACAAAAGUCCUUCAUUGACUGCUGCUUCUCAGGAUGGAAUUAAAGAGACUGCAUUCUUUGGCAAAGUGUCCAGUGGUUUUGACUUGACUCCUCCAGCUGAAAAGUGCCCUUUACAGUCUUUAACUCAGUUGAGGUCUUAUAUUUCAGAUCCUAACGGGUACAUUUUGGAAGUAUCUACUGUACUAGACUUAUUGGCAGAGUGUCCUCAGUCUCCUUGUAUUUCAGAUGGAAUUUGUGAUGCUGGAUUUUCUUUAGUUAUGACUCCAGAUCCUGAAUUUCACGACUCAGAGGCAGAAGUAAGAAAAGAAACAGAAACACAAAAGAAUUCUGAAGAGAUGUUUAAAGCAAGGCAGGGAGCUCUGGUCCCAGUAAGUCCGGCAUCAAAUCUGAGAGUUCAGCCUAAGAGAAAAGCAAGCACGCUGCCCGUGGUACAGAGUAAAAGGGUGAACUUGUGCCGUCCCUUUCCCAAAAGAACUUCUGCUGGAGCAAACAAGGGUCCAGACUCUCCCACAACUCUCAAGUUAGUCAAAGGACAGUUUCCUCAGAAAAGAAAAAGAGCCAAAGGAGAAACUUCUUCACAGCUUCAAUCAGAAAUUUCAGAUGGUCAGGAAGAUGUUAUUAGCAUAAGUACAGCUCAACCAGAAAAUAUCACAGUGGCUCCAAAAGACCCACCUGAAAACUCCAUUGUCAACUGUGACUCCCAGGCCCUAAAUAUGUUGGCUGAUCUUGCAUUAAGCGCUGCUACCUCUACCACACCAUCCUCUGAGCCCAGAAACUUUCCCUGCUCCUCUGAAUUGCCACAAAACGAUGUUUUGCUUUCUAAAGAACAUUCUUUGCGCGGUACAUCGGACCAUGAAUAUCAUAGAGGAGUUAAAAGUCAAAAAGGUGGACCGUUAUCCAAGCCCUCCUCUGAUAAGAGUAAUCUGACGUCAGACCCCACGGUCAGCCAGGAGGAAGAGAGCUUGGUUCCUGGCAUUCAGGCCCCUGCGGAAGUCCAGUCGGCACUUCCCGAGGAAACCCUAGAAAGUUCCAACGCAAGCCAAAGCUCUUUUGUUGCUGUGGAGCAUUCCUAUGCCCUGCUCCUUGCAGAACAUUCAAAGAAGCAUCUACAGCAGAGAGGGGCCCCAGGCCCUGCCUUUGCCAAGAAUGGCACAAAAGGCCCCGAAGCGGGAACCCCAGUGGGGAAAGUGAUGCCAUUUCGGCAUCAGCAGAUCACCUCCCCACUGCAGAAGCUCUCCGAGGCCCCAGCGCUCAGGCGCAGGAGCAGGGUGCUGCCCUCCAGCCUGCAGGACUUCUGCCGCUCUCAUACCGUAUUCAGCUGUGACGGCUCCUUUAAGGUCACUUUCAAAUGUGAAGCAGAUUACGUGUUCAGCUUAGACAGCAAGUAUACCAACAACCCCCUGGAGAAGACUGUAAUCAGAGCACUACAUGGGCCCUGGAAUACUGAUUUACCAGAUAAUGUGGAAGAAGUGAAGCUUUUACUUCAUAUGUGGGUAGCUCUGUUCUACAGCAAUCGAAACAAAGUCAUACGAUCAUCCCGAAAAGUAGUAGAACACAGCAACCCAGCAAAAUACGUGUCCAUAAAUAGCACGUUAGAAUCGUUUGAAUUCAGUGAAAUUGAGGAGUCCUCCGGUGUGGAAAGGUGCUCCGUAGACCCUCUGUUGGAGACUAAUGGGGCUCCCAGAGGUCCUACUGCCGAAGUGUCCUUCCCGGACACUGACCCCCUGCUUCCUUUCAUGAAACCACCGCCUGUGAGAGGCUUGGAGCUUUGGGUGCAGAAUGAACAGAAAGAAAUGUUUGCAACAGCAGGUUAUCCAGAGACCCCAGAAAGCCAGAAUUUCAUCUAUUCUUGUAAUAAUGAGAUAAUUGGGGGGAAAGCCAAACAAGAGUCAUCAGAUAAACUAGAAACCUCUAAUCUGGUGCUUUCUAGCAUUGGAAGCACCCAAAUUAAUGGAUCUUCUAUUCCUGCUGAAGAUAAAACCUUUGAGCCACUUGAUAGCACACAGGUGACUUCUUAUAAUGAUACUGUCACACAGUCCACGUUCGCCAGGACUUACGAUGGGAUCAGCAGUCCGUCAAUGAUUUGUCAAAAGUCUGUGUACAGCACCCUUGAAAGCAAAGUUGAUGUUUUUCAUGCAAAAAUGCAAACAAAAACAGGUGCUUUGCAGGGCCUUAUCCAGCAUAGCAGCCCCAUAAACAAAGAAUGUCAGCCAUCGUUGGAAGGGAAGGAUGAUAUGGGGUAUGUAAUGAUUAAUCUGGAACCUGUUACACUCACUUUUGAAAAAAAUGCCUAUGCACCAAUACAGACAGAAGUUGUAAAUAGAGCUGAUAAACCUACAACCUUUAAUGUGGAGUUGAUUAAACAAGUAUCACCUGCUACAAGCCUUAGACAUCCUGUGUCCGCAUUUGAAAAGGCACCGACACAGGGUCUUAGGGACAUUCCCUCUCUGGCAAUGUCAGGACAACAAGGCGCUAAGUACCUUUGUGCCUCCUCAGUGAGUAGAGAGACACUUGCUAAAGAAAUGUGUUCAUUACAGAAAGGACAGGCUGUUGCAGGCUCACCAUCGCCAUCUGAUAAUUCCCUGGUAACAGAGGCAUUAUCACUGGUUAAAAGUUCUAAUUAUUUGUUACCCAGAGAAGAAAUGAAGGUCCCUCAAGAAUGUUUUCUGUCGACUCAGAAUCUCUUUAGCAUCUCUUCGGAAGAGAUUGUAGAGCCGUCCCAGCUUGAAGAAGUAGUCUCAUCGUCAGCCUCUGCCCCCUUGGAAGAAAAGGAUUCACUUGACUGCAUCCCAUCAAUGAGGAAUGCUUCGGAUGGCUCUUCAGAACUAAAGAAUGACAAGAGUAGUCUAAACAGUGAAAAUAUGAGUUUUGAAUCAUUUAAUUCUGCAUUUACCAAACAAACCAGCCUAUCUGUGAAUAGAGAGGAAGUCAGCCUCGAGUUAUCAGAGGAGGAUUCUGACCUUGACCUCACUCUCACCAUAUCACCGCCCACGAGUCCCAGGGAGGAAGCACCCGCUGGUGAAAUGGAGCAGCAGCAGGAGGCCCCGUUACCCUGCUUAGAGCUUCAGGAGACAGCGGAAGAAAUCAUUGAGCCUGAAGAGGUGCCUGACGUAAACUCUGCUCUUCACACGUCAAUGAAACCACUAGAAAGUGAGAGAAAAGGUGAUAACUUACAGACAGUGGCUUUCAUACUUUCUAAAGAAACCUGUGCCCUUGAGGUUGCGGAGGAAGUUCAUGUUGCUUCAGACUUCCCCUUCGGUUCUUUAAUUGAAGAAGUGUCACCAGCUUCUAGCCCUGACUGCCAGGUACCAGGUGAAGAAGUACAACCAGCUCGGGCUGUAUCUCCAAGUAGUUUUAAACUCUGUGAUGCACACUGUGAGAAAAGUGACAGAUCCUCCCAGGUUGAGUCAGUAGAUUUGGCCAUAACAGAAAAAGAAAAUUCUUUUGUUGGUCCCACCCAUCCAGUGGGACAAGAUAACUUAACUCAGAUACAACAAAUGCAGCUUUCUGCUGAAAUGCCUCUAAUACUAAAAAAUCACCCAGGAAGAAAAGAUAGAUUUUUAACCCUUCCUGGUGAAGUCACUGAGGAAAUUGUCCCAAGUGAGUGUGGUGAGGGUUCCUCUUUCUCAGAAAAGGUGCCACGCCAUGAUGCAGAGUUAAACCAGCCUGCCUCAGCUGCCACAUGCAGAGAUUCUCUAGAAAACCUGGUAACGUCAAGAAAUCCACUGCAGCCAAUGAAUGUAGAGAACAGAAAUCCCCACCUAAGUCAUCUUGUCGUGGAGACCAGUGAGCCUCCGUUUAGUCCUCAGAAGAUCCUCGAAAAUAAGUCUUUUGCCGACACGUUUGUUUCUACAACCACACCAAGUGGUGUGAAUGUGUCAUUAAAACAGCAGACCAGCCCUAAGAGCCUUAAGGAAAAUGUCUCGAGCAGUGAUUUGAAAACAGAUGAACGCUGUUACAUCCUGGUUAAGUCCUUGCGCUUUGACCCAGUUGACGGAGCUGAAGCUGUGCAGGCCCGCGGGUACCUGGAGCUCCCCAAGCCCACCCUCUCCUCGGGAGGGGCCACCCUAACCCACAGGGCAGGACCCAGCAAUGCAGGGAUGGAGUUUCAAACACAGGAAAUUUCAGUCGUCAGAAUGGCCAGUCUGCUCAAGAAUAAUGAAACUGGAGCUGAGUUAUGUGAAAGAGCUAUAGAUCUAGGAGGUGUCGGCUCUCAGCUGCACAUCACCUCUUCAGAAGGCAGACACAAACCGGCCCACAUGCUGCAAGAUGGGUCACCAUGUGCAGCAAGAGAUCUGCUGAAUGGUGGGCUUUUCCCUGUGUAUUUGCGUGCUGAUUCUUACCAGAAUACAGCAGCAACCGGUGAAACUAUCGAUACAGAGCCUUCUGCUUCCUUUGUUCCCAAAUCUUGUGCCCCUCUUGUUUGUGGGGUCUUUGAAGAGCAGGUGGAAGAUAAGAGUGCUGAUGAGGGGCUGAGGGCUGAGGGGAGCGCUGUGACCCGAGGUGGAGGCGUGGAUAUCAGUGUGAACUCUGACAUCCAUUAUGAACCACUUUCUGGAGACUCGGAUCAAGACUCUUUUGGUGAGUGUGGAAACCCCAGAUUAGAUACGGAAGAGUCCUGUACUUUGCGAUGUAGUCACACCGAGAAAAAAGAACGUACUUCCAAAGAUGGUUUUGACUCUUUCCUGAACCUAAACAAUAGUGAUCAUGAUGACUGGGGCUACUCGAGCCAGGUUCCAGGGCUGGAGACGGGCAUUCCUCCCAGAAGCUGGCCCGUGGGAUUAAAGAAGGAAGAUAAGUGUGUGCCCUGUUACGUCCAAAUCCGAGAUCUCCGUGGGAUCCCCAGGACCUACGCUAACUUCACUGUCACUAAAGAGCUGAGAGACACCACGAGAACCCUGCAUAGCCUGUGGAGGCACCCCGGUGUCACGGCCAAGGGCGGCUUGCACAGCUCCUGGACGGACACUUGGCAGGUGGCAGACGACCUCACCCAGAACACUUUAGAUCUGGAGUAUCUGCGUUUUGCACAUAAACUAAAACAAAUUGUGAAGACGGGAGAUGCUCCGUGUUCCGCCCCUUCCACCGCCGUCUUUCCUAAGGAGCCCCCUCUCCAGGGCGCCAUGGGGGCUUUCCCUGCGACAAAAGUGCCCGAGUCCCCGGGGCUGCCUCCUGCCUCCCGCAGCAGGAGUCCCCUCAUGGUGACAGUCGUGCACUCAGACCCCAGACACCACGGUCAGCAGGCGAGAGGGCAGACACCCAGCUGUGUGGACCGUUCCUCCUUCUUCUGGAAGAAGAGGUGUGGCCAUGAUAGAAAUCAUCUCACAAACUCUGAACAAAAUUCGACUGUUUCAUUCCACCUCAACAAACUGAAAUAUAACAGUACACUGAAAGAGUCCCGGAAUGACAUUUCCCUCAUUCUCAACGAAUACGCCGAAUUCAACAAGGUGAUGAAGAACAGCCACCAGGCCAUCUUCCAGGAGAAAGAGCCCCACGCUGCUCCUGGAGAAGCCGAACCCCGAGAGCUGUGCCCCUCCGUCCCUCGGCCAGCCUCCUACGAGGACAUGGUCGCAGACCUGUGCACCAGUCUGCACGUCAAACUGGAGAGGGUCGUGAAGGAGGCUUGUACCAGGACCUUCCUCUUCCACCUCGUGGAGACAGAGGACAAGUCCUUCUUUGCAAGAACAAAGCAUAUUCUAAGGAAAGGAGGCCACACAGAAAUUGAACCUCAGCAUUUCUGUCAAGCGUUUCACAGAGAGAAAGAUACACUCAUAGUCAUCAUCAGAAAUGAAGAUAUAUCAUCACAUUUGCAUCAGAUUCCUUCUCUGCUGAAGCUGAAGCACUUUCCCAGUGUCAUCUUUGCCGGAGUCGACAGCCCUGAAGACGUCCUCGAUUACACCUACCAAGAGCUGUUCCGGACAGGAGGCUUUGUGGUGUCAGAUGACAAAAUACUAGAAACUUUAACAUUAGUACAACUGAAGGAAAUUGUCAAAAUCCUGGAGAAACUAAAUGGAAAUGGAAGAUGGAAGUGGUUGCUUCACUACAAGGAAAAUAAAAAGCUAAAAGAAGAUGUGAGAGUGGAUUCAAUUGCACAUAAAAAGAACUUAAUAUUGAAAUCGUAUCAGAGUGCAAAUAUCAUUGAGCUGCUUCAUUAUCACCACUGUGACUCCCGAUCAUCAACAAAAGCUGAGCACCUGAAAUGUCUGCUAAACCUGCAAAUUCAGCAUGUCCACGCCAGGUUUGCCGUCUUCCUUACAGAAAAGCCUGUUGUCUCCAGAGAAGUCUUUGAAAACAGUGGCAUCCUUGUUACAGAUGUAAAUGACUUUAUUGAAAAUAUACAGAAAGUAGCAGCUCCGUUCAGGAGUAGCUAUUGGUAAGAACACUUGUGACUCUCUCCCACGUGAGCUGGAACUGACAGCAGAUGCUGACAUCUGUGUCUGCGGGAAACCAGUUGCUCAAAAACUUUUGUACGUUAUACGUCAUGCUGUAAAUUUAAAGUUUUGUUUAUUUAGGGGUGCUGCUGGUUUGGCAUAAAUGGGACUUUCUCAAGUAUCACUAAUGAAAUAACUAACCUACUUUCUAAAUGAUGAGUGUUUUCACCUGCAGUCCAUCUGCUGCCAGGACGGAAGACAAUGUACCCUACAUGCAUAGACGUUUUCCCCAGUAGAUAGCAUCCUAUUUAUGGAAUAGUUCUUGGUUAUUUUAUUUUAAAGAUGGAAUUAUCAAUUUUGUAUUUAUCCAGGUGAUUUAACUGCAGCUUACCUAGACAUCGGUGAUGCCAACAACAAAUUAGUAUUUUUCCGUUUCUUUGAAAACCUUGGAUUUUUUAAAUAUGAGAAGACUGUUCUGUGUAUCUCUGUUCUACAACUUGGGGGAUCAUUUUUCUUCAUGUUUUACACGUUAUGAGAAUGUCUGACUUUGUUCACAGCAGCACUGUAGUUUUCUAUUAGUUUUGGGUUACAGUGUUCAAUAUUAUUGUUUUAAAUUAUUUUCAUUUUAAGCAGAAUACCUUCAAAGCUAUUAAUUGAAAUUAAUGAUAAAAAUAAGAAUUUUACAAGUGUACUCAAUUGUAGCAAAAAUAAGUCUAUUUUAACCAGUAGCUUUGUUUUUGCACGUUAAGGUCAGAAAUGCACAUGUAAUGCAUGUUAUAGUCUGUUUUAAAGGUUUUACCACCUGUGUAAAAACUAAAAUCUUCAAUGGUUUUAUCUGCUGUUAUUCAUGCUACACUACAUAAAUCAUUUUUUUCCUAAAUGGUACAAAUUUAUAAACUGUCAUUUUCACUUACUCAGUUUUUCUAAAUAGCGCACUACAAAAAUCAACCCUCUGAGGAAGAAAUAAUCAUUUAUUUAUAUUAGAAAUAAUUUCUACAACAAUCUUUAAAACUCAAAA
Messenger RNA from Eubalaena glacialis (North Atlantic right whale), 8206 nucleotides. RefSeq names its product transcription activation suppressor family member 2 (gene TASOR2). The transcript is spliced from 17 exons. NCBI's taxonomy places the organism in Eukaryota, Metazoa, Chordata, Mammalia, Artiodactyla, Balaenidae. Gene Ontology annotation, cellular component: nucleoplasm. The record is from RefSeq and is a predicted model, not a curated record. Gene Ontology annotation, biological process: negative regulation of gene expression, epigenetic. The coding region runs from base 133 to 7194 and encodes 2353 amino acids.